UCCUCGGCAGCCUCUCCUCCUCCUGGCAGAGCGUCCAGCCCCUGCCUGCUCCUCCCCAGGUCCCGGGCGCCUCUGGCAGGAGCCUCCCUCUCUCCCUCCCUCCCCCCCUCCCGUGGCCACUAGCUCCUCCCCUCUCCUGCUCCUCUCCCCAUUCACCCCAUCCCUAACCCGACUCUGCAGACAUGAGGGUCUUGGCCUGCCUCCUCGUGGCUCUGAUGGGGAUCCAGGCUGUUGAGUGGCUGCGUCUGGCCGAUGGCCCCCACGGGUGUGCAGGCCGCCUGGAGGUGUGGCACGGCGGGCGCUGGGGCACCGUGUGCGACGAUGGCUGGGACCUGAGGGAUGCUGCUGUGGCCUGCCGCGAGCUGGGCUGUGGGGGCGCGCUGGCUGCCCCUGGAGGCGCCUUCUUCGGGGAGGGCGCGGGGCCCGUGUGGCUGAGCGAGCUGGCCUGCCGGGGCGGUGAGCAGCAGCUGGGCCUCUGCCCCCACCGCGGCUGGAAGGCCCACAUCUGCUCCCACGAGGAGGACGCAGGCGUCGUCUGUGCAGGUCAGCGUGUGUUGGACUCCAGGGAUUGGGACGACUCACCUUCAGUCCUGGAUGGGGACCCCUGGCCGGGGCUGUCUGGGGAGCUGAGCCCCGGCUCUGAGGAGGCCCCGGUGAUGCCUGCCCCCCGCCCAGCCGGGACCCCCCAGAGCGGCUCCCGGAAGAAGAGCCCCCGGCCGCCCAAGCCCGCCAAGUCCACUAGGGCCCCUUUGCUGACUGCCGGAGCCCCCCGCCAGGAGCGUCUGCGCCUGGUCUCCGGCCCCCACGGGUGCGCCGGCCGCCUGGAGGUGUGGCACGGCGGGCGCUGGGGCACGGUGUGCGACGACGGCUGGGACCUGCGGGACGCCGCCGUGGCCUGCCGCGAGCUGGGCUGCGGGGGUGCGCUGGCCGCCCCCGGCGGGGCCCGGUUCGGCCCGGGCGCAGGGCCCGUGUGGAUGGACGACGUGGGGUGCGGAGGCGGGGAGCAGGCCCUGCGGGACUGUCCCCGAAGCCCCUGGGGCCGGAGCAACUGUGACCACAGCGAGGACGCAGGACUGGUCUGCACCGGCCCGGCCCCCAGGCUGCGUCUGGCAGACGGCCCCCACGGGUGCGCGGGCCGCCUGGAGGUGUGGCACAGCGGGCGCUGGGGGUCCGUGUGUGACGAUGCCUGGGACCUACGGGACGCCGCUGUGGCCUGCCACGAGCUGGGCUGCGGGGGCGCGCUGGCUGCCCCUGGAGGCGCCUUCUUCGGGGAGGGGGCUGGACCCAUCCUCCUGGACGAUCUUCGCUGUCGGGGAAACGAGACGGCCUUGCGCUUCUGCCCUGCGCGGCCCUGGGGCCAGCAUGACUGUCAUCACCGAGAGGACGCUGGGGCCGUGUGUGACGGUAUGCCUCUGGGAUAUGUCCCUCCCAUGGCCCCCGCGGUGGGCAGCAACAGCUCCAGGCCCAGGGAAACUGCAUCCAGGCCCCCGCCCCCCACGGUGAGCCAGGCUGUGCGGAUAGCAGGCAUUUCACCUCCGCCCGCUUCCCCUGCGGCCCCUCAGGAGCCUGGGCCGGAAGCUGGGUCCCCCCAGCUGCGCCUGGUGGCCGGGCCCAGCAGGUGCUCAGGCCGGCUGGAGGUGUGGCACGGUGGGCGCUGGGGGACCGUGUGUGACGACAGCUGGGACCUGCGGGACUCGGCUGUGGUCUGCCGGGAACUGGGCUGCGGUGGACCUCGGCAGCCAGACCCUGCUGCCGGCCGCUUCGGCUGGGGCGCCGGCCCCAUCUGGCUGGACGAUGUGAGGUGUGUGGGGACCGAGGCUUCCCUCGCUGACUGCCCUGCCGCUCCCUGGGGGAAGCACAACUGUGCUCACAACGAGGACGUUGGAGUUACCUGCACUGGGACCCCCGGCCUGGACUCCAUCUCAGACCCCUUCAGUUGGAGCUGGAUCCCUGGCCUGGGUAGAGAUCCAGAUGCCUGGCUCCCGGGGGAGCUGGCUACCAAGCCCUCUGCGAGGCGGACCCCCGGUGUUCCUGAGAAAACCACCACCAAGGCCCCAGGGAAGAUACCCAAAAGCACAAAGAAGUGGGUGACCAAAAACACAAAGAGACCGACCACUCAGCCCGCCGUGAUACCAACCCCUAAGCACUCCAGGGCCACGGGCACCCAGAGUGCCCCAGAACUGACCUCACUGACCACCACGACUCCGACCACUGAGGCCUCUCGAAGACCGACCUCCGAGUUUACCACCAGGCUGACCACGGAGGACCCUCACAGGCUGACCUCACACACCACCGAAAGGCGGACUCCCCGGGUCCCCCGGGAACGGACCUCUAAGACCCUGGCAACACCGACCACCCAGGGCCCCCGAGAACUGACCUCUGAGGCCACCAUGGAGCCAUCGGCCAAGAUCCCAGGAGUAGGUACUCCAGAGUCCUCCAAAGACCCAGCCCCCUCCCCCACUGGGGCAUCAGGCCUGUUCCGGGUUCGUCUGGCUGAUGGGCCCAACCGGUGUGCCGGGCGGCUGGAGGUGUGGCACGCUGGACGCUGGGGGACAGUGUGUGAUGACAGCUGGGACCUGCGGGAUGGCAUGGUGGCCUGCUGGGAGCUGGGCUGCGGAAGGGUUCGGCCCCGAGUGGGCAAAACCCACUACGGCCCUGGCACCGGGCCCAUCUGGCUGGAUGACGUGGGCUGCAAGGGAAGUGAGGCCUCGCUGAGCAACUGCCCCACUAGGGCGUGGGGACAGCACAACUGUGACCACGAGGAGGACGUGGGGCUCACCUGCACCGGCUAUGCAGAUGAGGCAGACUAUCCCCCCUGGACCUGGGACCCCACCUCAGGAGAGGACCUGGCCAAGGGGACCACCGCUGCAGCGGUGCCUGCACACACUCUCCCCUGGGGCACGGCUGGGAGCACAGGGGCCCCCUCCCCAACGACGAGGCGCCUUCCAAGCACAGGUGGCGAGGAUGGUUAUGAGCCUUCCUGGACAUGGGAUACACCUUCAGGAGAGGUCCCAGCCAAGGGGACCCCCACCGCAGGCAUACCUGGACCCUCUGGCACCGCUGGCACCAUCAGGAGCCCAGGCCAUCCCUCUCUAGCUCCAAGGGUCCGUGGGGAUACAGGUUCACUGAGGAAACCGUGGCCCGAGCGACGGCUGCGGCCCACAGCGGCCAGGACUGCGCCCCCCACCACUUCCCCAGCUCCCUCCGCCUCGCCGGGGCCCCCGGGCCCUGUCCUGACCUCUGACUCCGCGCCGCAGCUCAUCCCCACAGCAGCUUCAACGCCGGAGGUGACCUCUGACCCUCCCGCCACUUUGCCGCCCAGCCCAGACCCGGCCUCCUGGAUGAACUCUCACCGCACCUUGACAACCCCUGGCCUUACCUUGUCCGCCCCUGAUGCCACCGUGUUUCCAGCGCUGACCCCUGGGUUUUCACCCACUCCACCACCCACCAUGCCCAAAGAACUGACCUCUGACCCCUCUGCACCGGCGGAGACCCGCCUUUCCCCUACCUCAGAGCUGACCCCAGAGUCUGACACAACCCCAGUCUGGGACACAUCUCCAUACCCCAACACAACUCCAGAACCUUCUAGUUUCCCAGACCCUUCCACAAGUCCUCACCCCACUACCAUCCCUCACUCCACCAUGACCUCUCACCCUACCACGACCUCUCACCCCACUGCCACCCCUUACCCCACCCCCACCCCUCACUCUACCACAACCCCUCACCCCACCACAGCCCCUCCUCCCAUCACCAGUGCUCAACCUAUCACAACCGCUUACUCAACCACAACCCCUCAACCCACCACGACCCCUCAACCCACCACGACCCCUUAUCCCACCACGACCUCUCACCCCACCACAGCCCCUUAUCCCACCAUGACCUCUCACGCCACCGCCACCCCUUACCCCACCCCCACCCCUCACUCUACCUCAACCCCUCACCCCACCACAGCCCCUCCUCCCAUCACCAGUGCUCAGCCUAUCACAACCCCUUACCCAACCACAACCCCUCACCCCACCACGACCCCGCAACCCACCACAACCCCUCACCCAACCACAACCCCUCACCCCACCACGACCCCGCAACCCACCACAACCCCUCCUCCCAUCACCAGUGCUCAACCCAUCACAACCCCUUACCCUGCCACGACCCCUCACCUCACCACCACUGCUUACCCCACCAUGACUCCUCACCCCACCUCAACCCCUAUGGUCACUGCCAAGUCCCUUCUAACUUCCUUGGGAACAGAACUUCCCUUUCCCUCUUUAGCACCAACAGUCAAGCCCAGCCCACACCCCCGGUUGACCUUCACGGGAGCCCCUCACCCCUCCACGUCCCAGAUGUGGAGCCUAGAGCCCUGUCCAGCAACAGAGUCCAGCCCCUGCAGGCCCUCUCCAGCCCCCGGCAUAGACACACUGUCCACUGAGAACUUCAAACCACCCACAAGCCAGAGUCCCAAAGUAACCUCUCCACCUACCCAGACUCCACACUCAGCCUCUGACCCCACUGUGACCCCUGACCUCCACCUGUCCCCUAUGGCCCCCCCCUUGGAUCAACCUCCCCCUGACCGCCUCACCCUAGGGCCAACUCCUGGUCAGAGCCCAGGCCCCCUUGGCCCAUGUGAAGCCCCAGUGCCACCUGUAAGGGUCAUGGCUUGUGAUCCGCCUGCCCUGGUAGAGCUGGUGGCCGCUGUGAGGGAUGUGGGUAGCCAGCUACAGAGGCUGACACAGGCUCUGGAGCGGGACCAGCAGGAGCGCCACGCCCUGGGACUGGGGUUGACCCAGCUGGUGGAGGCUGCCCAGGGUCUGGGGCAGCUGGGUGAGGUUGUAAAGAGACUGGCAGAGGUGGCCUGGCCCCCCAGCACACCUGCACCAACCACUACUACCCCAGAGGAGGAAGAGAGGCCUCUGCGGGGAGAUGUGUGACCUCAUCUGGGGUCUGAGGGACUUAAGACACUCCCAAACCCAAAUAGGAAAACCAAAGUAUCUAAUUAAAAACAAAAUGUGAAUGAUGUUUCUGGGGUACUAGAGGAGGUGUGAAUACAACAGGCACCAUGUGAGGUGGUGAGGCUGGUGAGGACGACGGUGAUAGUGGUGAUGAGUAUGAUGGUGGUGAUGAUGGUGAAGGCAAGAAUGGUGAUAGUGAUGGUGAGGGUGGUUAUGAUGAUACUGGUGGUGGUGAUGAAGGUGACCAUGAUGGUGGUGAUGCCUAUCCUGAUGGUAAUGUGACAGUAAUGGUGAAAGUGAUGAUAAUGAUGGUGAUGGUGGUGAUAAUGGAGGUGAGGAUGGAGAUGACGGUGGAGAUGGUGGUGAUGAUGGUCAUGAAGAUCAUGGUAAUGACUAUUGUAAUGAUGGUGAUGAUGGAGGUGAGGAUGGAGAUGACGGUGGAGAUGGUGGUGAUGAUGGUCAUGAAGAUCAUGGUAAUGACUAUUGUAAUGAUGGUGAUGAUGGAGAUGAAGAUGAUCAGGGUGAUGAUGGCAGUGAUAACGGCCAUGAUGAAGCCCCAUGAGGGCAGAAAUCUUUGUCUUGUUCACAGAUGUAUGCCCAGCUCCUAGAACAGAACCUGACACCGAGUGCACCCUCCAUUAAUAUUUUUUGAAUGACGAGUGCGUGAUAAUAAUAACUAGUGUUCACUGGGCACCUCCUAUGGGUCAGGCUCUGUUCUGAGGGCUUUGCGUGCAUGAUGUCAUUUUACCUUCAUGAACACCCACUGAGGAGGGUACUUUACCACAGCUCAGCAGGGGGAGGGUGAACUUUGGAGCCUAAAUGCCUGAGUUUGAGCCUUUGAGGGCAUGACCCUGAGCCAGUUACUUAACUUCUUGGUCUGAGUUUCCCCAUCUCUAAAAGGGAAAAUAAUAAUAGUACGCACCUCGGGGGCUGCUGUGAUGAUUAACUGACAGAUUAAUACCUAUGUGAGAGUGCUUAGCACAAGGCCUGGCUCUUGAUAAGUGCUCAAUAUGUGAUAGGUAUUAUUGUAUUUAUCCCCAUUUUACAGAUCAGGGCACUGAGGCGCAGAGACAUUUGGUUGGGUACCCCAGGUCACUCAGGGAGCGCGUAGUAGAGUCAUGAUUGGUACCCAGGCCUGUCUGACCCAGGGCCCUUGCUCAGAAGGUAUUACGUGCCCAAAUCAGAUUAUCCUCGAUUCAAGGCUGCCUCUUGGCUCUGGGACUCUAGCAGUUAAUUUCCUUUCUCCAGCCUCAGUUUUUCCACCUGUACAGUGGGGAUAGUGGUCGUUCCUGCCUCCUGGGGUGGUUGUGAGGAUUAGAUGAGCUAGUGCAGGUGAGGACACAGCUUAGCACACGUGCUCAGUUAACAAGAGUGACCAUAACGGCUCCUAACCGUGCUUCUCUGUGCCGGACACAAUGUGGACUCUUAAUACACUACAUCCCACCCUCACUAUAGCCCUUGGAGGGAGGAACUUGACCCCUGUUUCAGAAAGGGCAUUGAGGCUCAGAGAGGGCAAGCCCCUUGCCUCAGUCCACAGAGAAGAGCUUCGGGGACUCAGAAUAACAAUGCAAAUUCCUCGGCGUCAGACUUGGCCUGGGGUUCCAGGUUAGGCUUCCACGAUGGGCCCCCGCUGAAUAUCCUUAGGUGGGCCUCCUCCUCUCUCAGCCUCAGCUUGUAAACUGGGGGCUGUCUUGGAAGACCCCCCAAGUUGUAUUCUGGCUGCUGCAGCUUCAGGCAGGGAACCAUUCCCUCCUCCCCACCUCUCCCCAGACUGGAGCCUGGCUCAGAGGUCCUGGAAGGUCAUGGAGCUGCUGCCCCCGCAGUCCUGCAAAGGCCAGCAGGGUCCAGUUACUUGCUGGGGGCGGGGAAGGAUAUUGUCUGAGGGUCUUGAUAGAUGAACUGUCUGCACCUGCCAACAGAUGAAGACGCACACUGAGAGUCCUUUUCCCCGGGUCUCAUUAAGCCCUAAGACUUAAAUAACUGCUGACUAGUAACCUGGGGAGGGCCUCUGCAUACAUUCCCCUUGCUGUCCCGGCUAGUCGGGACUCCAAGUAUGGCACCCCAACUCGGAAGCAAGAGGUUCCCUUUUUCGUUCCCAGGUGGGAGCAGGUGCACCCCUACUCCAGGUCACCCCAGAGGGCCCCACUGGGGAUUCAGGCUCCUGGCGCCCCUCUGCAAGCCAGGGUUGGGGGAGCUACUGGGCAUUCGUGGCCGAGGUCCCUCCACCCUCUGCCACCUCCUGCCAGCCCUAAAGAAGCGGGUGCUUAAUUAUCCGGUCACUCUAUCCCUGCUUGGCCAGGCAGCUAAGCCCAAACAUCUGGCCUCGGGGCCCAUGGCCAGGAUAGGAGGCCAGCCCCCACCUACUGCUGGCCCUGACCCUGGACACCUCCCACAGGACAUCUGAACCUGAUCCUCUGCCUGCCAGCUUGCAACAAGCCCAAAACAGUAGCUUCAGAGGCCUAGCAAUCUUGAUGCAGAGAAAACAUUUGACAAAAUUAACACCCAUUCAUGGUUUACAAACAGGCACACACACGCACUCUUCGCAAAGUAGGAGCAGAGGGAACAUCCUUAAUCAGACAAAGGGUGGAAAGGGAGGCACAGAUCUGUCAUUUCCCACAGGCGAUACGACUGACCACAUAGAAAACCGCAAAGAAUCAAGCGGACAAGUGUUUAGCAUUAAUGAGAGUUUAGCUGGGAUGUGGGAUCAAUACUCUAAAAUCCUGUUCUCACAAUUCCUUGCACCUCAAAGUGCGACCCAUGGACCAGAAGUGUCGGCCACCCCUGGGAGCUGGUUAGAAAAGCAGAAUUUCGGGUGCCACCCAGACCCACCGGAUCAGAGUCUGCGUUUUAACAAGGUCAGGGGUUAGGGGUGCAGGGUGGGGUGGUGGUGAUGCGUGGGUCUGUACUUGAGCUGAACUAAUGCAAAGAACAGUGUCUCUGAGGCCCUACAAGGCUGGCGCCCUUCUGGGUCCCAGGUAAACACUUUCCUGCAGGGAGGGUGUGGGUUGGUUGCAGCCCCACAGCUUUAACGUUCUGUGGCCAUUAGUCGAUCUGAUGCGCAUUGUGAUUUUUUCGAUUUUUGGGGUUUUUUAGGCCACACUGUGUGGGGACCUAGUACCCUAACCAGGGAUCAAACCCGGGCCCCCUGCAUUGGAAGCACUGGACCACCAGGGAAGUCCUGUGCAUCAUGAUUUUUGAUUUUGUGUUUGCAAUGGAUGAUUCUGUGUUUUGAGGUCAAUGAGACAAGGAAGAAUUCUCUGGGCGCUGGGAGCGGGGACUCAUGCAAAGCCCCACAUCCCCUAUAGGUUCUGGUGGCCAGACCCCUGGCUAUCCAGCUUCAGGCAGGCUCCACGACACCCUACCCCUUGAGGGUCUGCCAGUGAUUAUCCUGGUGCCCAGGGAACAUGACAUUCAG
Delphinapterus leucas (beluga whale) is the source of this 8361-nucleotide messenger RNA. The record is from RefSeq and is a predicted model, not a curated record. Lineage: Eukaryota; Metazoa; Chordata; Mammalia; Artiodactyla; Monodontidae.